Molecule: messenger RNA, 972 nt
Organism: Cordyceps militaris CM01
Lineage: Eukaryota; Fungi; Ascomycota; Sordariomycetes; Hypocreales; Cordycipitaceae
Exons: 3
Coding region: 1-972 (323 amino acids)
Source: RefSeq, a predicted model, not a curated record
AUGCUCGCGUCUCUCCUCGCCGACGGCUGUGUCGACCCCGCGGGCUUCGCAUCGUGCCAGGCCGCCGUCACCACCAAGACGAGCGCCUGCAUCGCGCAGGCGAAAAAGGACGGCAGCCAGCAGGAGCUGCUCGCCUGCGGGUGCCAGGACCCCAUCGACAACGCCAACUGCUACGCCGCCCACUGCUGGAACCAGGUCUGGGGCUGCCAGUACCAGGAGUACAUGGUGCAGUACUUUCGCGGCUGCCCCAUCGCGAAGCAGCCCGUGCCGUACUUUCCCGCCCCGGCCGACGCCCGCGCCGCCUGCUCGUGCAACCUCGGUAGGGUCUUCUUCGCGUACAACGGCGCCAUCCAGCAGGCGGCGCAGUGCGUGCAGAAGCAGAACUCGGCCGACGCCGGCGCCAACCUGCAGGCCAUGCAGGGCUGCAACUGCUGCCAGGUCAGCGGCGCCUUUUCUAGCUUCUUUGAAAUCUGCCCCAGCACGGACCCCAAGCUCCUCGGCCUCAGCAACCUCGGCCAGCUGCAGUCCGCCGCCAACACACAGUUCACCAGCUGCGGCAAGUACCUCGACACGUACGACUGCGUCAAGGACUUUGGCUUCCACCUCGACGGCGUCAGCAGCUACCUCAAGCCGAGCGACCCGCUCACGACCGGCACCGCUACCCUCAGCAACGUCGCGGGCACUGUCACCGCGCCCGCUUCGGGCAGAGUCUUUUCUUACACAAACGGCGCCGACGGCACCGUGUACACGAUUACCGCCGCGGGCAAGUUUAGUGAUUCCGGGAGCGGUUCCGGGAGCGGUUCCGGGAGCGGUUCCGGCUCAGGAUCUGGCUCGGGAUCCGCCGCAGACAGUGCUUCGGGCAGUGCCAAUCCAAGCCAGACGAGCAAGCCCAAGAGCGCGGCUGCGGGCACCACGGCGAGCAGCGGCUUCGUAGUCCUGGCCGUGGCCGUUUGCGCCGCUGCUCUCCUGUAA